Ectocarpus siliculosus is the source of this 1455-nucleotide messenger RNA. NCBI's taxonomy places the organism in Eukaryota, Phaeophyceae, Ectocarpales, Ectocarpaceae. The record is from the annotation of a GenBank genome assembly.
AUGGCCGCCAUCACCAUGAGUAGUGCCGAAGAGUGGAGGCUGUUCCCCCCGCCCCUGAAACCGGCCCCGCUGUCCGUCGGGGACGAGGUUUUCGUGCGCACAAAGUCGGCCAAGGAGGUCGGGAAGAAGGGAGUCGUGUGCGCUAUCGAGAAGGUGGAAGCGACACCCGUUGUCGCUCCUGCGGCAACGAGCGAACCCGCGGAACUCUCGAGAGGAUACCAUGACCCCGAAGGAAGCAACAACUGUUAUUCCGCCGAGCCUCCGGGUGGAGUAGCAGGCGCGCAUAGCCGGACCAGUAGCUGCGACUUCGCUGGGACCACCAUCUGGAGGAACGUCGACAGGCAGGAGAAGAAUCCGAAAAAGGGGAAGAAGUUUGAGGACACGAGGGCGGUGAUUCGAUUACCACCCCGCGCCGGCAGUCCUGGCAACCCGCCCGACUACCGUGCCCGCCCGUCGAGAUUGGUACGCAUCUACAGGUCGCCGCCUGCCGACAGGUCGACCGCCGCCGCCGCCGCCCCGCCCCUCCUCAUCCUCCUCACGGCGGACACGGCAUCUUUCCGCCUUCUCGCCGCUUCCCAGGUUCGAGCGUGCGACGCGGUUCUAGAGGUAGGCUGCUCGACGGGGGAAACAACCGCCAUCCUCGCCAAGUAUGUGCCCAAGGGUCGCGUUGUGGCCUUGGAUGUCGGGGCUGACAUGGUGGAACGGACGAAGGAGAGGCUGAAACUGGUGUCGUCGGAGAGCGAAAUUUGCGCCGACGUGGCCGUUCACAAGAUGGACCCGUUCCUCGAUCCGCGAGGCGCCGUCGAGGCCGCGGAGCACGAGACGGAGGCGGGCAUCGGGAAGGACGGCGGUGAUGCUUCUCGACCUACCAAGGGUGGCGGUGUGGAUGCGGUUUUCAUCGACAUUGGAGGGAACCGUGAAGUCCGAGGUGUAGUCCGCAUGAUUGCUUUCGCACGAACGGCCUUCGCGCAACCUCCAAGGCUAAUCGUCGUCAAGAGUCAAGAAUUGGUCGACGAGCUGAAGGCAAGCUCCAACGCAGUGGGGAACGCAGGCGACGACGGCGCAACAACUCCGGCGGCGACGGUGUCCGAGGCCGGCUCUUACGCCGAGUGUGGGAGAAUAUCUGAAGGGGACUUGUGGUUCCGCGAGCUGCUCGCACGAAGCACCUCGGCCAGGCCGUCCUUCAACGAAAAUACGGAAGGGGGCGGCGGAGACGCAUCGAGCGGCUGCUCGAACCGCACCACACCGAAGCACUUUCACCCAAACAAGGCCCCGUUGCGCUUGUCCCCAAAGGACGGCGUCACGCCGAUUUGUCGCUACUAUAACUAUCACAAGGAGGGUUGCAAGAAGGGUGGGAGGUGUCCGUUUGACCACGCUGUGUGUCACUGGUGCCUCCGCCCGGGCCACAUUGCGUUGAGCUGCGAGAACGCGAAUGGAUUCAACGUGCCGCUGUGA